Ruditapes philippinarum (Manila clam) is the source of this 3451-nucleotide messenger RNA. RefSeq lists its product as uncharacterized. The coding region runs from base 3 to 2108 and encodes 701 amino acids. NCBI's taxonomy places the organism in Eukaryota, Metazoa, Mollusca, Bivalvia, Venerida, Veneridae. The transcript has a single exon. The record is from RefSeq and is a predicted model, not a curated record.
GAAUGUUUCCAGCACCUCUCUACAGGGAACAGCUCUCAUUGAUCUUAUCUGAUGUUUUAGAUGACCUCGGUGUCAAUGAACAAAUGGUGAUGAGAAGGAGAAAAUUAAUGAAAUUGUAUGAGACUAUGGGUACUAUCACAAUGAUGUCAACUGGUACAAAUAUGACUUUUUAUAUUUUAGGGAGUCAAAUUGAAGGUACAACUACUAAAGGACUUAAGCCAGACAUAGAUGUUUUAGCUUGCGUCAAUAAUUUCAAUGUUAUACAAGACUUGUCAGAAUGGGAACAUGGCAAGGAAAAUUACCUUAUGAUUCAGGAUGAGAACACCACGCCUGGAUAUUGUUUCCUGCAACUGAUUCAAUCUCAUAAACCUGUGCCAGUCACUGAAAUUCCUGAUGAUCACCAUAUAUCUGAAGAAAAAAGAAUAUUGCAUAAAAACGCAAUUAAAAGAUUUUUACCAAAUCUGCCUCCUAAUAUUGAGCAGAAUGGACCAUCCGUUGUUAAACAAGGACAACAUCAGGGAAUAAGUGAUAAAGACUAUGUGCAUGCUUAUCCCUGUAAAUCAUGGCCUCAAUCAGCAUCAGGUUGGUUAAAGAGACAAGGUACAGGAAGAUGGCCAACACAUCAGAUGAGAAAAUUGGCAGCAGAAACAAGGUGUUUUGUAGUUCCAACUGGAAGUAAAGUUUGUGUUUAUCCUGAACUAGAAUGGAGAAUAUCUACUUCCCUGGCAGAGAGAUUUCUUAUUUUUAAUUUUAAUAUAACACAAAUAAGGUGCUAUGUGUUACUGAAAAUGAUUCUUAAAUCAUCCCUGAAUCCCAAAGGGGAAAUAAAUAUAUCAAGUUUUAUGAUUAAAACAAUUUUAUUCCAUUGUAUAGAAAAUACAGAACUAAGUAUAUGGGUAGAUAACAAUUUAUUGACAUGUAUGAUAUUCUGCUUACAGGAAUUACAUAGUUGUGUACAGAAUGAACAAUGUUUCCAUUUUAUAAUAUCUGAAAAUAACUUGAUGGCAGGGCAAUUUACUUUAGAGACAAACCAUGAACUUUCACAAAAUAUAAGUGACUUUAUUCAGAAUGAUAGACAACUUUUGCUUCGAAUUGAUACUGAUGAUCUUGGAUAUAGACUUCAAGUUAAACUGAACAUGGUACCACCAAAAGUGCACGGAUCUCUUACUUCUCUUGAAAUUUCCGCUUUAUUAUACAUUAACUUUGCAUUCGAAGUAAGUGGAAAUGAUUUUGUUCUUUUACAAGAACUUCAAAAUGGAAACCUUGAAAAAAUGAAGCAAUCUGUAGCAGAGUUAGUUUCCCUAAUGACCUACAUUGAUAGUGGUGAGGAACGUAAACACACUGUAUUCAAGUUUCUGGCACCUUUGGCCUUCACCACAUAUGGGUCUGCAUUAGCAUCAUCCAGUUUUGGUGCAAAUAAUCAAGCAUUGCGUAAAGCAAUGGAUUGGCUAUCGGCUGGUUUAGACUCAGAUGUUUCAUCUGGCCGCCUGAAACUGGCAUCAGUGUUCUACAGUAUAGGAGAGAUGGAGAAAGCUGCAGAGAUUCUGAGACAAACCGAACAAAAAUAUCUCUCUCAUCAUGUUUUACCUAUCUGCAGCUGCGUAGCGAGGUCUCUACCAACAGUAUCUGAAGACAUUGUAAGGUAUUGUAAUGAACACAAGGAAGAUUGUAUCAAACGUAUUACAGCAUUUUGUGUCCGUUUCAUACGACUGGAGAUCAACUGCAUUCCGCGUGAACUACAAUAUGAAAUGUUCAGAUCUACACAAGAUGACAUGAUACACAGAGAUCCAGAUGACGUAUGGAUGGACUGGGCUACAGUUGAUUCUCUACCUUUUCUGUACUUCCUACAAUACAAGAUAUAUGGUCAUCUACAAAGACAACAAGAAAAACAUCAAGCACUCAAUAAUCUUAUAAGAACCACAUUUACCGACGGAAACCUUACACAUAGAGAAACAGCUCUCAAUAUUUUGGGGCAAUGUAUGGAACAAGAGAACAGACCAAAUGAUGCUUUACAUUACUACAUAUAUUCUCUGAAAGAAAGAACAAGAAACAAUGCUGCAAAAAUUCAUCUAUGCCGGCUUCUCUGCAAGUGUUACUCUAAUUUAUAAUUCGGAAAGUAAAUAUGAAAAGAAAGUAGAACAAAACGUCAAAACCCGGGCAUAUGUUUUGGACACUUUAUGUAUUGAUAAGUUUCAGUCAAACAAUAACCAUAAUCAAGAUAAUACAAUUUCAGUAUAAAAAUUCAACCCUAAGAUACACAAGAAGUGGAACCUGAAUAUCACAUGCCUUAGUCAAAAUGUUGCUAUUUUUAGAACGAAAUAAUGGACAUUUGCCAAAGAAUAUUGGAUCUUUACCAAAAUAUAUGUAUUACCUAAGGGUCAAUGUUUGAGAUUUGAAUGAAAUUUGUAAAGUUACUUUCUUUCAAUAUUUCUAAAACAGUUUUAAAAACUUAUUAUUUAAAACCUUAAACAUAGAGAGACAACUCUUAAUAUUUUAGGGCAAUGUAUGGAACAAGAAAACAGACCACAGGAUGCUUUAGAAUAUUACAUAUGUUCUCUGCAACAAAGGGCAAGAAACAAUGCAGCAAGCAUUCAUAUAUGCCUGCUUCUCUCCCGUUUACUACUUGCCAAAUAAAUGAGACACAAUACACAUAUGUGAUAAGAAUUGAAGUUUGAAGUAAUAACGUACUGCUUUUCCAUAUCAAACUGAUUCAAAUGUAAAAUCAUGUGCCUUUCAUCCUUCCUGUUACAUAAAAUCAAAUUGAAUGAUAUUGAUCAUCCAAGUGUAACAUGGUUUUAAGCUUCUACCUUAUAUUUUUUUGGAGUAAAGUGCUUCUUAAAAAAAUAAUAAAUCCUAAAUUUUGGUUUGCAAGAUGAAGGUUUUUUUUAUAUAUGAAUUUCAUUUCAUAGAUUACUUAUAAAACAUAGUAGACACUCAUAUAUAACGGUUAUCUUAUAAACAUUCAUGGGGCAGUCAUUCAUGUCUGCUUUCUAUCCAGUAAAUAAUUUGUUUACAAAAUUUAGUAUUUAUUUUAGUAUAGCCAAUUCAGACUAUAACUAUAUGUCACAUGCAAUAUCCAGAUUCAAGGUCAUACUUGACUUGAAAGGAUCUUUUUCAUAUAAUGAUAUUAAUGGACAUCCAUGUCUUUAAAGCUUAGAUAUCAUGCCAUGAGAAAGAUCCAAACCAGCGAAUUCUCAAAAAUCAAUGCCCGACACUUAGAGUGUAACAUUUGUGAAAAUAUAAAGUAAAAGUCGGUUAUAUGUUCAGUCUAUAACUUUCUCAUUAAUGGUUGGACUUUCAAGAGUUUGUUAGAAAAAUAAAAUGGUUUCUUAUAAAAAGACAAAAAUGAGUUCUGAUUUAUUACUGAAAUGGUUUCUGACUAGAAAAUGUGGAUUUAUGUCAUCAUAAAUGAUGACUUUCUAAAGAGGGUAUGUGUUUCGACUGAAAAUCA